GUCGCUCGAGGAAGGUGAGAUGGGCAGAGGCCAGGGGUCCUCUCCUCGGGGUCCCCUCCGCCCAGGCCCCCCAUCCCUGUCACCCCAAGGGGCCUGCGGGCGGUCGCUCGAGAAAGGUAAGAUGGGCUGGAGGCCAGGGGUCUUCCCCUCUCACCUCUUGGGGUCCCCUCCGCCCAGGCCCCCCGUCCCUGCCACCCCCCGGGGCCUGCGGGCAGUUCCUCAAGGAAGGUGAGCUGGGGGGCGGUCUCUGGAGAUGGGCAGAGGCCAGGGGGUCCUCCUCUCUCACCCCUCGGGGUCCCCUCAGCCCAGACCCCCGCCUAUGCCACUCCAAGGGGCCUGCGGGCAGUCGCUCAAUGAAGAAAUCUCCCCGCACCACGCGGGACAGCAGGAGAGCGAGGAGGAGGAGAUGAGGAGGAGGAAGGUGGCGGCGGGAGCCACGGACAGCCGAAGGGACGGGGGACGGCUGCGGGAACUGGAAGCGGACGAGCGGGUCAAGGGGGAGAAAGUCAAAGAGCAGAAGGUCGAGGAGGAGAAAGUCAGAGAGCAGAAGGUGGAGGAGGAGAGGCUGGAUCGGGACAAAGACGACCGAGUCGUGGAGGAAGAGGUUAAGGAGCUGCUGGCUGGGACGAUGGAAGAGAUGGAGGAGAAAGAGGAAGAGAAGGAGCAGGAGGAGAAAGAAGAGGAGAGGAAGGAGGAAGAGGAGGAGGAGCAGGAGGAGCAGGAGGAAGAGGCCCUGAGGAAGAAGAGAACCUCCGCUGAGACUCGGGUAUCCGGUGAAUAUCUGGACGACCCGCACAAACCAGGGCACGGGGGUCGGGGGCCGGGAGAGAAAGCGGUUUCGGAUGGGUUGCACGGGGGUCCCAGGAAGCACGGGGGCUCCCGAGGUGGUGGGGAAGAAGAGGAGGAGGAGGAGGAGGAGGAGGAGGAGGGCAGGUGGGGGGCCGGGGGCCGGCGGUGGACGGCGGCCCAGAAGCGGGUGGUGGAGAAGGCCGGCGGCGAGGAGACGGCUCAGUUCGAGGCAGAGGAGGAGAAGCGGGGGAGGACGGAGGCCGCGGAGAGCCGGCGGCCCGGGGGGCUCCGGGCGGACCGCCGGCGGCGGCUGGGGGGAUCCCAGAGUCGGGAGGGGGAGCCGGGGCCCCGCCGCCAGGACACCCGGCAUCGUCACCAUCGCCACCACCGGGAGGAGGAGGAAGAGGAGGAGGAGGAGAGGGAGUCCGAGAAGAAGGAGCCGGAGAGGCUGGAGGAGAUGGAGGCGGAGCUGCGGCGAGCAGCGGAGAAGCUGGUGGAGCUGAGGCGGGAGGUGUGAUCCCGGCCGGGCGCCCCUCGGCCCCCUCCGCCCCCGCCUAUCCCUUCCCCGCAGAUCCGGCUGCGGACUCUCGCACCCACCCCCCGCCACCAUCCCCCAGGCCUCGCCAUGAAAACCGACCGUCGGGGAAGGGCAGCGGGCGUCCCUUCUCCUGCCGCCCACUCCGUCCCGUGAGGGACCCUGGGAUCUCCUCGGGGUCCCGGGUUUGCCGCCUCGGCCCGGGCCCCCUCCUCGGCGUCACCUGCCCCCAGACUGAAUAAAGCACACUGAAGACCAUCA
Ornithorhynchus anatinus (platypus) is the source of this 1585-nucleotide messenger RNA. RefSeq names its product coiled-coil glutamate rich protein 2 (gene CCER2). The record is from RefSeq and is a predicted model, not a curated record. The transcript has 3 exons. Bases 254 to 1306 code for a protein of 350 amino acids. NCBI's taxonomy places the organism in Eukaryota, Metazoa, Chordata, Mammalia, Monotremata, Ornithorhynchidae.